Messenger RNA from Candidozyma haemuli, 960 nucleotides. RefSeq names its product rRNA-binding ribosome biosynthesis protein (gene RPF2). The record is from RefSeq and is a predicted model, not a curated record. Gene Ontology annotation, biological process: ribosomal large subunit assembly; maturation of LSU-rRNA from tricistronic rRNA transcript (SSU-rRNA, 5.8S rRNA, LSU-rRNA). Gene Ontology annotation, molecular function: rRNA binding. Gene Ontology annotation, cellular component: nucleolus. The coding region runs from base 1 to 960 and encodes 319 amino acids. Lineage: Eukaryota; Fungi; Ascomycota; Pichiomycetes; Serinales; Metschnikowiaceae. The transcript has 2 exons.
AUGAUCAGAACAGUCAAACCAAAGAAUGCUCGUUCCAAGAGAGCUUUGGCCAAUAAGGAGGCCAAGCUCGUGGAAAACACGAAAUCAGCUCUUUUCGUUCCAGGCUCCACCGGUAACCAGUUCUUGCACGAUGUGAUGGUUGACUUGAUGGCUUUGAAGAAGCCAGAUGCAAAGAUUUUCAAUAAGAAGAACGAAGUGAGACCUUUUGAGGAUGCGUCUACGUUAGAGUUCUUUUCUGAGAAGAACGAUACUUCGUUGAUGGUGUUCUCCACAUCCAACAAGAAGAGACCUAACACGCUUGUGUUUACUCGUUUCUAUAACCACUCGGUUUACGAUAUGAUGGAGCUUUCUAUCCAGAAUAACCACAAGUUGAUUACUGAGUUUAAGAAGCUUACGUUUAGCGUGGGUCUUAAACCUAUGUUCACCUUCAACGGUCCAGCUUUCGACUCUCAUCCUGUUUACCAGCAGGUGAAGUCUAUGUUUAUGGACUUUUACCGUGGCGACCAGACCGAUCUCCAGGACGUUGCUGGUUUGCAGUAUAUCAUCUCGCUUUCUGUGGCUGAGAUCGAAGACCCCAACUCCACCGAGUUGCCUUUGGUCCACUUCAGAGUGUACAAGUUGAAGUCAUACAGAAGUGGACAGAAGUUGCCUAGAGUCGAGGUGGACGAGAUCGGCCCCAGAUUGGAUUUCAAGAUCGGUAGAAGAAUCACUCCUGCUCCAGAGGUCGAGAAGGACGCUCUCACCAAACCUAAGCAGCUCCAGGCCAAGGAGAAGAAGAACGUUGCCACGGAUACUAUGGGUGACAAGGUGGCCAAGAUUCAUGUGGGUAACCAGGACUUGAGCAAGUUGCAGACGAGAAAGAUGAAGGGUCUCAAGCUGAAGUACGACCAGGUCGACGAGGAGGAGUUUGACGAGGAGGACUACAUCGAGGAGCCUCCAGAGAAGAAGCAGAAGAUUUAA